AUGCCGAGUCUCAAGCAGACCACGCUCUCCUUCGACCGCCGGCCAUCGAGCGCGACGCCGCCGGCUAAGCGGCCUCGCCCAGACCCGGCGCAAACAAACGGCGCCUCCUCUCGCGCGAGCGCUCCCGCGCAGUGCUCUGCUGCAAAGCUGCCGCCGCUACUACCGCCACCGCCACCGCCCGUCGCGACAGCGGCGCCCGCGGCUGAGCCACAGGCGGCGUCCGGCGCGCUCGCGGCGGGAGAGGCGGCCGAGGUCCGCGAGGAGCGGCUGCGGAAUAUCGAGGAGAACCAGCGCAUCCUCGCCUCGCUCGGCCUGGCCGAGCCUCUCUCGGCGGUGCAGCAAGUCGCCCUGCCCGAGAGGGUCUACAGCGCGGACUACGCGCAGCGCGGCCAGCUGCUCGCUGCGGCGGGAGGCGGCGGCAUGGUGACCGUGCUCGGGAUGCCAGGGCAGGCUGGCGGCGAGUGCGCAGAGCUGCUAUCCUUCAAAGGCCACAAGGGCUGGGUCGGGAACGUCCAAUUCGCAGGCGACCAGCGGCUGCUCAGCGCCGCAAACGACGGGCAGCUGGUGCUGUGGGACCUCUCCAAGGCGCGCGGCGGGCGGCCUCGGCUGAUCUCGCAGCUGGAGCCGCAGAGCGGUGGCAUCUUUGCGAUGCACGAGGCGGGCGGGAGGGUGCUGACAGCCUCCAAAGACGGCACCGUCGCGCUCAGCAUGCUGGCGGACGACUGCCUCCGCCCGGGGGCCUCGUGGGACGAGCUGCACAGCGGCGUCAUCAAGUCAGUCUGCUGGCGCGACGGCAACGUCUUCGCCUCCGCAGGCCGCGGAGGCAAUCUGCGGGUGGUGGACCCGCGAGCGGGCGACCCGUCGGCAGGGCUCCUCCUCUCGGCUGGCUACGACCUGCAGAUCAAGCUGUGGGACGCUCGCGCGCCGUCGCGGCCGCUGCACACCUUGCAGGGACACGUGGCACCCCGGGUGGCGAGGCAGAAGGGGAUCUUCCAGCCGCAGUUCUGUGCGGGCGGGCGGUACGUCGUCGCCUCGGGCGAGGGCAGCGAGGCCCUCUCCCUCUACAGCGCCGAGAGCGGCGCCACGCUCAGCCGGGGUAGAAUCGGGUGUACCGCAUCCACGCUCUCCUGUGUGAGUGUCCUCUUGUGGCCUAACUCGGCUACUGCCGCCGCUGCGGCGUAG
This is a messenger RNA of Emiliania huxleyi CCMP1516, 1182 nucleotides long. RefSeq lists its product as hypothetical. Bases 1 to 1182 code for a protein of 393 amino acids. Gene Ontology annotation, molecular function: protein binding. The transcript has 5 exons. NCBI's taxonomy places the organism in Eukaryota, Haptophyta, Isochrysidales, Noelaerhabdaceae. The record is from RefSeq and is a predicted model, not a curated record.